GCCCAGUCCGGAUGUUCCCCCAGUAGCGAAUAACGAGCAGCAGUGUGUGAAUGUGGCAACCGAGGUAGACAGGGAGGGGUAGACAGACUGACCAAACCAGCUCUCUCUCUCUUUUAUUUUAUUUUUAAGUCUUUUUUUGUCUUUAUUUCUCUUUUCUCACAGCACCGAGUGUUUACAGUCUUACGUUAAGCCGCCGUUGGGAAGUUGUUUGUGGAGCGGAAAACCCGGGCCGCCGCUGCUUUUCUCCGGGACUAACCGAUAUCGUGAAAACAGCCCCAGAAGAAAGAGGCAGAAACAAACAUGGGGCGAUAAUAAAGAGACAAGAAGGUGUUGUGACCCGACGAUGACUCUCUGGGAGGAUCCGUGAAGCUUAUUUAUUUUUAUUUAUUCCCCCUCCUCUUCCCUUUCCCCGGUGUCCCCUUUUUUUUGUUGUUGUUUUAUUUUUGUUUUUACAUUUUCUGCCCUCCUCCUUGAUACUUUGGGAGGUUUUUUUUUUGUUUUUUUUGUUUUUUAAAAACACACAAAAGGUUACAAGAGGACGGAAAAGGAUGGAGCAAGCCGGCAUCCUGAGAAAGUUUAUCCAGGGGGUGAAGGCCAUGAGCGAGGGGGACGAGGAGAGGGGAGAGGACAACUUCGGCAGCGACUUUAUGAGGUUACGACGGUUAUCAACUAAAUACCGGACAGAGAAGAUCUACCCUACCAAUGUGGGAGAGAGGGAGGAGAAUGUCAAGAAGAACAGAUAUAAAGAUAUACUGCCAUUUGACCACAGCAGGGUGAAGCUGACGUUACAAACAACCAAUCAGGACACAGAUUAUGUCAAUGCUAACUUUAUCAAGGGUAUGGAUGGCCCAGAAGCCUAUAUCGCAACUCAGGGCCCACUGCCGAACACUGUCAUCGACUUCUGGAGGAUGAACUGGGAGUACAACAUAGCUGUUAUUGUGAUGGCUUGUCGAGAGUUUGAGAUGGGAAGGAAAAAGUGUGAGCGGUAUUUCCCGCUGCUCGAGGAGGAGCCCAUGAGUUUUGGCCCUUUCAGAAUCUCCUGUGAAUCAGAGCAGGCCAGAACAGACUACUUUAUCAGAACUUUGAUGGUGGAGUAUGAGAAUGAAACACGCAGGAUAACACAGUUCCAUUAUAUGAACUGGCCCGAUCACGACGUCCCCUCAUCGUUCGACUCCAUACUGGAUAUGAUCGGACUCAUGAGAGAAUACCAAGAGCACGAUGAUGUCCCUAUAUGUGUGCACUGCAGUGCAGGCUGUGGGAGGACGGGUGCUAUCUGUGCUAUUGACUACACAUGGAACCUCCUCAAAGCUGGGAAAAUUCCAGAAGAUUUUAAUGUUUUUCGGUUGAUCCAAGAGAUGAGGACGCAACGACACUCUGCUGUUCAGACCAAGGAGCAGUACGAGUUAGUUCAUAGAGCGAUCUCUCAGCUCUUUCAGAAACAACUGCAGCUACUUGAGAGCCCCACCAACACGCAGAUACACGAUGGCAUGGAUGAAAGCAGUCCAGAUAAAGCAAGCCACCAGUCAGACGAUGAGAGAUGGGACACGCCGCCUCCCAAACCUCCUCGCAUACGCAGCUCCCAGGCAGAAGGUGACGUGAAGGAGGAGAUACUCCAGCCCCCGGAGCCUCAUCCCGUACCCCCGAUCCUGACCCCGUCUCCCCCUUCAGCCUUCCCCACCGUCACCAACGUACGGCAGGACAACGACCGCUACCACCCCAAACCUGUCAUACAUGUCCUGGCUACCACACAGGGACAGAAUAAAGAGGCCGAUAAGCAGCAGAACCAGUCAGAACCGAGUCCAAACAAGCAGACGAGUCCCUCAGAGCAGAAAGACCAAGAUCCACUGAGUCGAAAGCAGCAGAAUCAGGUCUCAAAUCUAGAUCACAACUACAACAACAAAUUGUCGUCAGUGUCGACAAAGUCAGAAUCUGGCCAAAGCCAGACUCCCUCGUCGCCCCUCUCCCCAUCUGUUGAAUGUUCUGGUGCUCCUCGGAUCGAGAGGAAGCUGAGCAUCGAGAUUAAAAAGGUGCCGUUACAGGAAGGACCUCGUAGUUUUGACACUUCCUCCUCCAUGGGAGUAGCAGGCGGAAUUGGCAGCAGUUCAGCCAACAGCACGGGAAUGCUGCAACGAAGCCACGCCUUCAAAGCUCGCACUGGCCAAUCCCUGCUGACAUCGAGCUCCUCGCUGUCGGAGGACUCGGGCACGGAGGGAGGAGGAGGAGGAGGAUGCGGGGAGAGUCAAGCGGAUGGAGGCAUCCUAGCCAGACCAAACCACCUCCCCGUAAAGAGCGAGAAGGGGGAGACGCCGGGAGGGGAGAGAACGGAGACGAAGGCCGGCCACGCGGCGUGGGCUCAACCCUGCAACAGCCCAGAAAAACAGUUCCCCAAAACAUCCUCCUCUUCUUCCUCCUCAGACCGCGUCGCCCCAUCCUCCUCCUCUUCCUCCCACCUCUCCUCAUCCUCUUCCUCGUCCUCCUCCACUCCCGUCAGGACAGCCCUAAGUUUCACCAACCCCCUGCACUCCGACAACUCAGACGAGGAGGGGGACGGAGAGAUGUCCGGAGCAAAGGAGGGUUAUCGUACUAAUGUAUCCACGGCGACGGCCAUGGUAACCGCAGCCCCUCACCACGGAGACCAACAGCCAGCCCGGAAGGUGUUGCCCAUGUCGAUCGCAGGGCAGAGCUCUCCGUCACCCUCUGCGACCACAGCAAACUGCUGGGACAGCGAUGACUCCCCUCCCCCUCUCCCUGCGAGAACCCCCGAGUCCUUCAUACUGGCCACAGACCCUCUGGAGAUGAAAACAUCAGCUGAAUGGAACGCUUCACAUAAAGAUGUGUCAGAGUGUGUUAAGAAGACAUCUCCAGCUGACCCUGCAUCUGCUGGCACCACGGCAACAGACAGGAAGGCAGAUCUGGGUGGGGUUCGGUAACCGCUGCAUUCAGCCCAAAGGCCCUCGGGAACCCCCCCUGGAGUGGACAUGAUGGAACGAUCCAUCUUGCCCAUCCACCAACAGUGUUGUCAGGAGAUGGACUCUACCGGUCUCACCUGACUGGUCCAAAAACCAAGUUGAUAGAUGCUACACAGACAGACAGACAGAAAGCACAAUUUUACAUAGAAACACCUUCUGUGUAACUCUGUGCCAGCUCCUCUUCCUCCUUCUCCUCCUCCUCCUCCUCCUCUUCAGUCCUUCCUUCAAAGUGCCACUGUGCAAAGCAGAAGAACACUUACCGGUCAAGUGGCUUGUCCAUUUUAGAACAAAGCCCACAUUUCCCUACUCAGCUUGCUGAUGUUAGAGGUUUCGACUUCUCUAGACGCUGACCUGGGAUCAGUCUGGUCAUUUUUCCUGUUAAUGGUUAAAGGAUAAUUCCUGUGUUUUCCCCCCGUUCAGAUUGUUUUUCCUCUCUGAGCUCUAGACACAUCAUGGACGUUUUAUCCCUUCUGAGGCUAAAUGACGAGGGAUGUAGGUGUAUAUGUUAAAUAAAGUGUUAAUUAACAGGAAUUUUCUUUCAUACCAAAUGAGAAAGACGUUUUUUUUUGUCAUCAUGAAUCAGGAAUUAUCUUUAAUCAGAAGCUGAUUCCUGAGGUUUAACUGAACUCCCAGACGGUGUCUGCUUCCUCCUACUAAAUGAACAACAAUCUUCAAAGCUAGAUAAUCUGUUACCCAUGAUGCAACCUUUUCUGUUGGGUAUGUACAGGUUGCCAGGGUGCUCUCUCUCUCUCUCUCUCUCUCUCUCUUCUCUCUCUGUCUCUCUCCCUCUUUCUGUGUGCUGGUGCUACAUUACAAAGGAUCAGCGUAGAAAUGGAAGCACUCAAGCUGAACCUGCAUUAGCUGCAGUGAUAUCAGCUCUGAGUUCUUUAUAUUUCUAUGCUGACCGCCCUGUUUACCAGAGUCAUAGACUGAUAUAGUUUGGUCAUUGCAAGCGGUCAGAGCAGAGUUUAAGAUGUCGUUUGACAUUUGAGGAAGGAGGCUUGUCCGCCUUCCUGCCAAGAGUUAGAUGAGAAGUUUCACAACACUCAUGUCUGCAUGGUAAAUAUCGAGCUGAAGCUGCUUAGCUUAGCAAACAGCAAACCUGGCUUUAUUCAAAAGUAACAAAAUAUGCCUAAAGCUCAUUAUUCACAUGUUGUAUCAAAAACUGAAGGGUAGAAAUGUCAAGUUUUGGUGUUAAGGUGGUUUAUAUGCUGGACCCACUCCUGGCGGGGUGUAGUGACUUCCUCAGAGAGUAGCACAUAACGCACAGUAAACUGCUGUUUGUGGACUGAUUGAACAAGCGAGAUGUAAAGUAUUCAUUAGUGAGUUGUAGUGCCAUGUUUGGAUGGACUUUUGAACUAAGCCAGGCUAGCGUUUCCCCCCCAUAUCCAGUAUUUAUGCUAAGCUAAGCUAACAUAUUUUACUGUAUAGACCGUAGAGUGAGGUCAAUCUUCUCAUCUAACUUUUGGCAACAAAAUCAAACAAGAGCGUGUCCCAAAAUGUAGAACUGUUUCUUAAUUUAUCACAUAUCAUUCUGUGACGGUGGACAUCAAUAAUCAUGUCGACAGCUUUGUGUGGCUUUAGAAAACAAAGCAGAGUGCAGAGAUAACUGAAGGUUGAAACUAAGAAGUUUAGUAAAAGGUGUCAGCAGUUGUAAGAGGAUUUUAUUGAUUGAAUGAUUGUCAAGGACACAAAUAGCGAUGGGAAGUGUCUGCUUUUUGAGGCUUAAGAUCCUUUUAAAGCAAUGCGGAGGUUGCACGUGUCAGUGAUUUGCCAAAGAGUAGUGUUCCCUUUCACAAUAAAACACAGAAAGUGGUUAGAAAAGCUGUAUCAUAUAACAUUUAAAGCUACAUCUAAGCAACAUCUGCUAAUUUCCAUCACAACAGUGUUAGUAAUGACCAAACUCAUCACCUCUGUGACUCUGGCUCUCACUGCUGGGACCAUGACCCUGCCUUAGUCUGCCUCACAGAGAAGACAGCCAAUGACAGUCCUCCUUCAUUUGGCUUCUCUCUUCAGUUCAUUUCUCUCUCUCUUUCUCUGUGUUUGACUUCUCUUGGUCUUUACUUGGGACUCAAAUUUGCUGUUUCUUCUCGUUUUUUUUCUUGUCGUCGUACCUUUUUUCAUUCUCCUCCCUCUGAGGCCCUGAGAUGAACGACCACGCAAGUCAUUUUUCUCUUUAUUUUAGGGGCCGGUUUACUCACACCACCUGAAACUCUUAUGGGAUUUGAAAGAUUAAUAUAAAAUCUGGCUUCUCAAAACAACUCCUCGUCUCCAUAAACAUGACUUGUGUGGUUUCCUCAUCUGACGGUCUGGUUAAAAAAUCAAACUGUACCUGCUUCUGUAUGAGCGAGACAAAGAUCCAAUAAGACAACAGCAGCUAGGGACCCAGGACUACUGUUUUUUCUCCUGAUUUGUAUUGUUCUCUGCUAACUUCUUCAUUAGCUACCAUAACUAUACAGUAUAUGCAUUGUUUUAUAAAGAUAAAGAACUGUACAGGGCAGUUUAGGUAUAUAAUAUUUCAGAUUUUGUUUUUUGUUAUCUCUUUAAAUAUUCUUAUUAACAGAAGAUGUAAGAAAGUCAGUGCAUGAUGAUGAUGAUUCCUCCCCUUCACCAUGUUUCCCUUCAAACUGUAAAUUAUUCUGCUGCCCUUUUUUUUUUGUUUUUGUUUUGCUUCUGGCAAAUAUUUCAGGGUUUGUUUUUUUUAUUUUUAUGUUCGAAUUAUUAUGCUUAAAAAGAUUUAAAUUUUCUUUUUUCUUUUUGGUUUAAAUUGGUCGGCAGAGGAAAAGCAUUGAGUAAAGCCCCGCCCCCUCUUUCAGAUAGCUACAACGGGCUUCGAAUAAGAUUGUAAUAAUAAUAUUAAUGAUGAUAAUAAUAAUAAUAAUGGUCGUUUUUUUUUGUAAAUGGUAUUUUAAAAGUUAUUUUUGUAUAUGCGGUUGUUUGUUGCGUCACAAGUCCACUGCUCCCCACCAGAAACCUUUCACCUUUCACACCUUCUUCACACUUUUUGUCACGGACACGGGAGCAUCUCAUUAUUUUUCCACUUCCUUUAUACUUUCCCUGCUGUUUUCAUCUUUUUCUUCUAGCUUUCCUCCCUCCCGCCCUCGUCUCUGCCUAAUUUUUAAGUCAUUUUCAACACGUCUGCGUGCUAGCAAAGCAUCUCUAACUUGUUGGUGGUCCAAAGUAACAAAAUUCGCAGACGUCUUGAGAAAACACUCUCAUCUGUUCAUGUUUUUGCAUUUCUUUCCGUUUUAUCCAGAACAUCUGACCCGUCUUGACCCCACUUCACACGCACACAAGCCUCGAUCUCAGAAAAAAAAAAAA
Messenger RNA from Larimichthys crocea (large yellow croaker), 6290 nucleotides. RefSeq names its product protein tyrosine phosphatase non-receptor type 12 (gene ptpn12). Bases 549 to 2930 code for a protein of 793 amino acids. Lineage: Eukaryota; Metazoa; Chordata; Actinopteri; Sciaenidae. Gene Ontology annotation, biological process: protein dephosphorylation. The record is from RefSeq and is a predicted model, not a curated record. Gene Ontology annotation, molecular function: non-membrane spanning protein tyrosine phosphatase activity. Gene Ontology annotation, cellular component: cytoplasm; nucleus. The transcript is spliced from 18 exons.